AUGUUCGAGAGUCUCGAAUCGAGACUGCCACUCAGGACGCAAUAUUACCCCUCGCAAGCUCGAGAGGCUCUCAGUGUGAUAAGGGAUCUAUCAACUGAAUCUGAUGCCAACGAUAGGCUCAAACGUUGGGCCAUUGGAGCAGCCCAGUUGCUGUGCGGAAGCGGCGCGGACACGUCAGUCACGGUCGAACAACAACUCCUUAUCACUGAGCUGCUCAUCGAAGUAGCAGGAGAUGCUGCUGUUGUACAAGACGUCCUCAUCAACGCCGUUAUUGAUGUUCUCAUGAUGCAUACUGCCAUCGACUCGGAGCUCGGUGGACAACUCGCUACCGGUCAGACCUUCCUGGAGAAUUUUGACUUCCGUGAUUGCAUUGAACAUCUUUAA
Molecule: messenger RNA, 384 nt
Organism: Perkinsus marinus ATCC 50983
Lineage: Eukaryota; Perkinsozoa; Perkinsida; Perkinsidae
Exons: 2
Coding region: 1-384 (127 amino acids)
Source: RefSeq, a predicted model, not a curated record